GCAAAAGCCAAGGGACGGCAAAGGGCUACGACAACAGCAAGAGCAACGGCAGCAGCAGCAGCAGCAGCAUGCAUUGACAUGACGACUGCUGCGACGACGUCCGAAGCAGAGACGCCGUCAUCCUCGAGUAAGAUGGCCGGCGGCGCCCCAAUUGCGUCGCAAACAUUGACGAGCGCCCAGACGAAGCCUGAUCUGCUUAAGGUGGCGCGUUCUCAUGUGCCGCGCUCAAGCUCCCCGGCCGCCACGAUGGCGGCCUAUCGGGCCUAUCGAGACUCGGUCAGGCCCCCUGUUCUGUCUACCUAUACCAUCAUGGGUUUCCUUUCGUCGGGCACGUAUGGGCGCGUAUACAAGGCCCGUCUCAAGAAUGUGACGAGUGCGCAGCAAAGCACACAGCAACCUGGCGCAGCUCCCGGUGGCAACGAGGACGAGGCUAGCGGCUCAGUGUUUGCCAUCAAGAAGUUCAAGCCCGACAAAGAGGAGCACGCUUCCUACUCGGGCAUCAGCCAGAGCGCCAUGAGGGAAAUAGCACUCAACAGAGAGCUUUGCCACGAGAACAUCGUGACGCUUCGCGAGGUGAUUCUCGAAGACAAGUCAAUCUACAUGGUAUUUUCCUAUGCUUCGCAUGAUCUCCUCCAGAUCAUCCACCAUCACAGCACAAUCGUUCGCCAGCCAAUCCCUCUACCCAUGCUCAAGUCCAUCCUAUACCAGCUCCUCAACGGCGUCCACUAUCUACACAGCAAUUUUGUGCUGCAUCGAGAUCUAAAGCCCGCCAACAUCCUCCUGACAAGCUCAGGUGUUGUCAAGAUUGCCGAUCUUGGGCUUGCGCGUGUCUUUGAGGCUCCACUCCAGUCGCUCUAUUCUGGCGACAAGGUCGUGGUGACCAUCUGGUACCGUGCCCCUGAGCUGCUGCUUGGUGCACGUCACUACACGACCAAGAUUGACAUGUGGGCCGUAGGCUGCAUUUGGGGCGAGCUUAUUGCGCUUCGACCCAUGUUCAAAGGCGAGGAGGCCAAGAUGGACCCAAAGAAUAAGCAGACGCCCUUUCAGACGGACCAGUUUCGCAAGAUCGUCGAGGUGCUUGGAACGCCCACCAAGGACGUCUGGCCUGGUAUCGAAACAAUGCCGGAAUACAAGACGUGGUGGCCGCAUCUUCAACAGCGUCUCGAGGGCUUUUCGGACGGACUGCUUAAUUGGUUCUCAACCAGGACGAGGCCGCCGUCGCAGGGCUUUCCCCUCUUUCACGACUUGCUGCAGUACGAUCCACUCCGGCGCUCAUCUGCUGCGCAGGCCCUCAAAGACCCGUUCUUUAACGAAGUUGAACCGUUACCAACGAAGAAUGUAUUCGCAUCACUGGCAAAUACGAGAGAAGGUGAGACGGUGUACCCUGCGAGGCGCCUCAUCAAGGACGACACGGACCCGAAGAUGGUCAGCACAGUCCCCCAGCAGCCUCAGCCGUUGCCCGCCGCAUAUCAGCAGCAGCACCAGCAGCACCAGCAACAACACUCGCAUCAGCAGCAGCAGCAGCAGCAGGCACAAUUAUCUGGUUCUUCAUUGCGACCACCUCCCACAAACAAUGUCUUUGGGCCAGCCUCAGCGGGCGGAGGCGCUGGCAAACUUGUAACAGGCGCGCCCGGUCCUUCUAUGCUCCUCUCCUCAGCCGCAGCGGCUGGCCUCGUAGGUGGCGGCCCCUCUGCCCCUCCCCCUGCGCCGGGAAGCGUCGGGAGCGCAGGCCCCAGCAGCGUGACGAGUACGACUGGCGAGGGGGCAGGAGGCCCAUCAUCCUUUCACCCCGGCAGCAGCAGCCUCGUCGGACCAGCUUCGGCCUCGUCAUCGACUCCCUCAACCGUACUGGCUGCCAAUACAGCUGGUGGUGGUAAUGGGACGGGUGCUAACGGCGGCAGUGGCGCUGGCGGAAACGCCACAGCCAGAGGAGGGUUGGUUGGAACUGCAACGGCCAAUGCCAACCGGGCGGCGAAGCGGCAGAAGCUUCAGCAACAGCAACAGCAGCAAUAGUAGACUGUUCCUUUCUCUCUUUUCCUUCACAUUGUAAAACAAAGACAACCACUUCCAUUCCAUUCAAAUCUUCUCUC
Acaromyces ingoldii is the source of this 2090-nucleotide messenger RNA. RefSeq names its product kinase-like protein. Gene Ontology annotation, cellular component: mediator complex; nucleus. The transcript is spliced from 2 exons. Gene Ontology annotation, biological process: protein phosphorylation. Gene Ontology annotation, molecular function: cyclin-dependent protein serine/threonine kinase activity; ATP binding; RNA polymerase II CTD heptapeptide repeat kinase activity. Bases 79 to 2013 code for a protein of 644 amino acids. Lineage: Eukaryota; Fungi; Basidiomycota; Exobasidiomycetes; Exobasidiales; Cryptobasidiaceae. The record is from RefSeq and is a predicted model, not a curated record.